Messenger RNA from Jatropha curcas, 1617 nucleotides. RefSeq lists its product as uncharacterized. NCBI's taxonomy places the organism in Eukaryota, Viridiplantae, Streptophyta, Magnoliopsida, Malpighiales, Euphorbiaceae. Gene Ontology annotation, biological process: proteolysis. Gene Ontology annotation, molecular function: serine-type exopeptidase activity; dipeptidyl-peptidase activity. The record is from RefSeq and is a predicted model, not a curated record.
AUGGCAUUGCCUUCAUUCCAACUAUGGCUUCUGUUGCUGCUGCUUGCCGCAAACAAUGCGUUUGCAGUGCAUCCAAGAAAAUUAGCCAAAUUUAGUACUAAUGUAAAAAGAUUUGCCGCAAGCGGGGACUCUUUUGGACUCCCGCCAGAAUUUGAAAUACAUUAUUACACACAAACACUCGAUCAUUUUAACUACAAACCAGAAAGCUAUGAUACGUUUCAACAACGAUAUAUAUUGAAUUACAAGUACUGGGGUGGAGCAAAUAAUAGUUCACCCAUAUUUGUUUAUACAGGCGAAGAGGAUGAUGUAACUUAUGAUGUUGAUGCCAUUACUGAUCUUGCUGCUCGUUUCAAAGGUUUGCUGUUGUAUAUAGAGCAUCGCUACUAUGGAGAAUCAAUGCCAUUUGGAUCAGAAGACCAGGCAUUUCAAAAUUCUAGUACUCUUGGAUACUUCAGCUCAGAACAAGCUUUAGCAGAUUAUGCACAGGUGGUAACAGAUGUUAAAAAGAACCUAUCAGCAGAAAAUUGCCCAGCUAUUGCAGUUGGAGCAUCUUAUGGUGGAAUGCUUGCAUCCUGGUUUCGACUUAAGUAUCCACACAUUGUAAUUGGUGCUUUAGCAUCAUCCUCUCCUAUACUCUACUUCGACGAUAUCACCCCACAGAAUGGAUACCAUGUUGUCGUCACCAAAGAUUUUAAAGAAACCAGUGAGAGUUGUUAUAACACAAUUAUACAAUCUUGGCCUGAGAUUGACAGAGUUGCAGCUGAACCAAAUGGGUUACUAACACUUAGCAAUAAAUUCAAUACUUGCAGGACUUUGAACUCGUCCAAAGAGCUCAAAGACCGAUUAGCAAUCUCAUAUAUAUCCGCAGCCCAGUACGACAAUCCUCCGUAUUAUCCAGUCCAGAAUAUUUGUCAUGCCAUUGACGGAGCACCAGAAGGAACAGAUAUUCUUGGCAGAGUUGCAGCAGGUCUCCAUAGAUAUCCUGGUCAAGGAUGUGUUAAUAUAUUUUCAUUUGAGCUAAGCAACAAGAGUGGUUGGGAUUGGCAGACAUGUACUGAAAUUGUAAUGCCCAUUGGAUAUGGAGACAAUGAGACUAUGUUCCAAGCAGAACCUUUUGAUUUAAAGAACUACACCAGAGACUGUGUAAAUUGUUUUGGUGUUGUACCUAGGCCUCACUGGGUGACAACAGAAUUUGGCGGCCAUGACAUAAAAACUGUACUAGGGAAUUUCGCCAGCAACAUCAUUUUCUCGAAUGGACUACGCGAUCCAUGGAGCUCUGGAGGAGUUCUUGAAGACAUAUCAGAUAGUGUUGUUGCAAUACAUACAGAAUAUGGAGCACACUGUGCGGACCUAUUUCCAUCUAGUCCAGAUGAUCCUGUCUGGUUGGUGGAACAACGCGAAAAAGAAGUCAAAAUUAUUGCAGUUUGGAUAGCAGAGUAUUAUGCCAAGCUUUCUACCAAAGAGAGAAGUGUUUAAAACAAUCUCCAUUUUAUGUUUUAUAGACUUCAGAGAGAGACAUGAAAGUUUGGUUUUUGCUUAUUCCUUAAUAUUCACUAAAGACUUGAGCUUUAUAUAUGCCUUGUUAGAACCAACUGUAACAAAAACAUAAUAAACAUA